CCCAGCAGCAAUGGCUGGCUCUGGUGCAUUUAAUGAGUUUGUGUUUCUGUUAGCUCUGCUCAGCGGAUUGUGUUGAAAGCUAAAGAUCCGUCUAUUUUAUAUUUUUUAAGAAAAAUAAAGCAAGCGAUAGUAAUAUACAUUUUCUUCUAAAUGUUUUAUUGAUGCUUUUUAUCAUAUUUUAUUUUGUUUUUAAAAACGGUAUUUAUUGAACUGAAGGUUUUUAUGUGGAAUGAGCAUUCCAUGUGUCAUCCUAGGCAUGAAUGAAGUGGCCUGGCAGAAGACCCGCGGAGCAAUGAUGCAUCCAAAUGGUGCUCAGGAUGUUGCUGUAGUCGGACUGGGGGUCCCUAUGGUGGGGACUCCUGUUGGUGCCAGGGGAGGACCAGGUCCGGGGGGUCCCCCUCCACAAGCACUUGGUGGUGGCUCCAAUUCACAUGUCCUCCAAACUGCAGUAACAGGUGCACCCGGUGCUCAGCCACCUCUCAGUGGACGAUCACAGGACGAUGCUACAGUUAGCUACUUUUUUCAACGGCAAGCAGGGGAGCAGCUUGGCGGAUACUCCAGCAAGCAUCGCUGGCCCACGGGAGACAGGAUCCACAUAGACCAGGUUCGACCUGUGGAUGAAAUGAAUCAUGACUUUCAAGCUCUUGCCCUGGAAUCUAGAGGAAUGGGAGAGCUCUUGCCUGCUAAAAAGUUCUGGGAAUCAGACGAGUCUGCUAAAGAGGGACAAAAAGGGAUGUUCUUGGGAGAUGAAUGGCGAGAAAAUGCAUGGGGAGCAUCACAUCAUUCCGUAUCACAGCCCAUCAUGGUACAGAGGAGGCCUGGCCAGGGAUUCCAUGUCAAUAGUGAAGUGAACACUGUCCUUUCUCCUCGGUCUGAAAGUGGGGGCCUCGGAGUCAGCAUGGUGGAAUACGUCCUUAGCUCCUCACCAGGGGACAAACUGGAUCCCCGCUACAGGAAAGGGCCGUUUGGGGCUGGAGAUGCUGAGUCAGGGGGCAAUGAGAAGGGUGAUCAAAAAGGCAAUUCAUCACUUUAUGAGGAGGACAGAAGCAGAGAGAUGAAACAAGGAGAUGAUGUUCCUAAAGCAAAUGGACGGGGAUUGCCAAAUGGAAUGGAUGCUGACUGUAAAGAAUUUAACCGGACUCCUGGGAGCUGCCAAGCCUCACCAACUGAAAUUGCAGAUCACCUGGGUCCCAACCAGAACAGUUGUGAAGUGAUUGGCCACCAUCCCAACACUGCAUCCAAUAAGCCACCAUUGGAGGAGUUCCAAAACCCAGAGACACAAAACAUGGACUCCAUGGAACAAGUCGGACUUGACUCAUUACAGUUUGAUUACACGGGCAGUCAAGUGCAAAUUGACUCAUCUGGAGCUCCUGUAGGACUUUUUGACUACAACUCUCAGCAACAGCUUUUCCAACGACCCAAUGCACUGACCGUUCAGCAGUUGACUGCAGCACAACAGCAGCAGUACGCACUGGCUGCAGCUCAGCAGCAACAUCUAGCUGGUGUAUUUUCAGCAGGCCUUGCUCCAGCUGGCUUUAUGCCAAACCCAUAUAUAAUCAGUGCGGCUCCUCCAGGCACUGACCCCUACACCGCAGCCGGACUUGCAGCAGCCGCCACGCUUGCAGGCCCUGCUGUUGUCCCCCCUCAGUAUUAUGGUGUUCCGUGGGGGGUGUAUCCUGCCAAUUUGUUCCAGCAGCAAGCAGCAGCAGCCGCAGCAGCAGCUAAUAACUCUGCUAACCAGCAGACACCUAACCAGGGCCAGGGACAACAACAGAUAAUGCGCGCAGGAAACAAUCAGCGACCUCUGACUCCAAACCAGGGUCAGCAGAACCAACAGGCAGAAUCACUGGCAGCAGGAAACCCAGCGCUUGCUUUCAGCCAAGGACUUACCACAGGGAUACCAGACCAAGCCUUGAUGCCACAGAUGUUGCAACAAAAUGUAUAUGGCUAUCAAAUAGCAGGUUGGAAUCUAAGAAAACAACAAGGCUAUCAGGUGUUAGCCCCAGCUGCCUAUUACGAUCAGACGGGUGCCUUGAUGGUUGGCCCUGGAGCACGGCCAGGAUUAAAUGGACCUGUUAGACUGAUGACCUCUACCCCUGUAAUAAUCAGCCCAGCAGCGGCUCAAGCGGCAUCUGGAACUGCGAACAAUCUUGGAGGAGCUGCCAAUGGUCUCUUCCGCCCCAUCAGCUCUCCGCAACAACAACAACAACAACAGCAACAGCAACAGCAACAACAACAGCAGCAACAGCCCAACAAUAACGUGCAAUCCAACUCAUUCUAUGGCAACAACUCUCUCUCCAACAUCCCCCAGAGCAACUCCCUGUUCUCCCAUGGCCCUGGCCAGCCUGGAAACACAUCGCUUGGCUUUAGAAGUAGCAAUUCUCUUGGAGCAGCUAUUGGCUCAGCACUGGGUGGCUUUGGAGCAGCAGUCUGCAGUUCUGCCAAUAACAGUGCCUCCAGGAGAGAUUCCUUGUCUGCCAGUUCUGAUUUGUACAAGAGAUCCAACAGCAGUCUAGCUCCAAUAGGGCAGCCGUUUUACAACAGCUUGGGAUUCUCAUCCUCUCCAAGUCCAAUCGGCAUGCCUCUGCACAGUCAGACUCCAGCACACUCCUUGACACCACCACCAUCUCUCUCAUCUCACGGGUCUUCAUCUAGCUUGCAUCUCGGAGGACUGACAAAUGGCAGUGGCCGAUACAUCUCCGCAGCGCCCGGGGCAGAAGCGAAGUACCGCACUGCCACCAGUACAUCCAGCCUAUUCAGCUCCAGCAGCCAGCUCUUCCCUCCGUCACGGCUUCGCUACAGCAGGUCUGACGUCAUGCCUUCUGGUCGCAGCAGGCUCUUGGAAGAUUUCAGAAACAAUCGCUUCCCAAACCUGCAGCUGAGGGAUCUCAUCGGCCAUAUAGUGGAGUUUUCUCAAGACCAGCAUGGUUCAAGGUUUAUCCAGCAGAAGUUAGAGCGAGCCACCCCUGCAGAACGUCAGAUGGUCUUCAGUGAAAUCCUUCAAGCAGCAUACCAGUUGAUGACUGAUGUAUUUGGAAACUAUGUAAUACAGAAGUUCUUUGAGUUUGGAAACAUGGAUCAGAAACUAGCCCUGGCUACCAGAAUCAGAGGCCACGUCCUCCCAUUGGCCCUACAGAUGUAUGGCUGCCGCGUCAUUCAGAAAGCUCUGGAGUCCAUUUCAUCAGACCAUCAGGUAAUUAGUGAUAUGGUUAGAGAGCUGGAUGGACAUGUACUAAAGUGUGUAAAAGACCAAAAUGGAAACCACGUGGUACAGAAGUGUAUUGAAUGUGUGCAGCCUCAGGCUCUACAGUUCAUCAUUGAUGCUUUUAAGGGCCAGGUGUUUGUGCUUUCGACUCACCCUUAUGGCUGCCGAGUGAUUCAGCGCAUCCUGGAACACUGUACCCCAGAGCAGACCAUGCCCAUCCUAGAGGAGCUCCAUCAUCACACUGAGCAGCUUGUGCAGGAUCAAUAUGGCAAUUAUGUCAUUCAACAUGUUCUUGAGCAUGGGCGCCCUGAAGACAAAAGUAAAAUGGUUGCUGAGAUCAGAGGGAAAGUUAUGGCCUUGAGCCAACACAAAUUUGCCAGCAAUGUGGUGGAGAAGUGUGUGACCCACUCGUCCCGCUCAGAAAGGGCUCUGCUGAUCGACGAGGUUUGCUGUCAGAACGAUGGCCCCCACAGUGCCUUGUACACCAUGAUGAAGGACCAAUACGCCAACUACGUAGUGCAGAAGAUGAUUGACAUGGCAGAGCCAGCCCAGCGCAAGAUAAUCAUGCACAAGGUAGGGAUUAAUUAUAUACGUCCUCACAUUGCAACGUUGCGCAAAUACACCUAUGGAAAACAUAUCUUGGCCAAACUGGAGAAGUAUUACAUGAAGAACAGCACUGACUUGGGGCCAAUUGGUGGACCAACUAAUGGACUGAUUUAGGAUAUGAACAAGAAAUUGAUGCAGCCCCUUUAGAUGUUCUGAUGCGUUGAACCAGUUCAGUUGAAUUACCAAAAAGGCAACUUAACCUAAGAAUGCUUUGGUUACUUCCUAUUGUAAACUCAUCAUGUUCCGGUAUGUGGCUACACUUCCAGCACACUGCCAGUGAUUUGUCAGAUUGCUAUGCUGGGUAAAGCACAGAAUGCGUGUAUAUGCUAUAAUUGUAUCAAACUAGUUGUCACAUAUUUUGUAAAUUUUUACCUUGUAAAUUAACUGUAAAAAUUUGGAUAGUUUUUAAGAAAACAAGAGAGAGUAUUCUUACAGUACACCAGCAUGUGACUUGAUAAAUCUGCCGGCAUUACAGCACAACAGAAAAACCUUAAUUUAUACUCCUCUCUAUUGCCGAUGCCUGUAGAGAUUACUGGCGGAUAAAGCAGAAGUUGUGUAUACACAAGAAAAGGUUAAGUUGUAUUUUGGUAGUUCAUAUUUUGUAACUUUUUUACAACAAAAAUACCAUGUACUAAAAUGUAUCUUCUUUCGCUUCAUAUAAAAUUUCAAUCUUGAAUGUUUUGAGAUGAACACUGCCCUUCAUUUUCUCCUCAAAAACAAACCCAGUGAUGUAUAGAAGUAUUGUAUGUAUUUAACCAUUGUACAAGGUGGAGGUGGAGGGAGCGGGGGAGCCAUGACGGCACUUCUCUACCUAAAGCAAGAGUCUGAAAAAAGGGUAUUUUUAUUUUUAAAGCAGCUUUUUGGUAUGUUGAGCAGUUUGAAUAAGAGUGGACGAUUUCUUUCCUUCAUAGAUUUGUAAAGGUUUGUGACGAUAUUGAUGUUUUUUAUUUUAGCUUUAAAACAUUAACUGCAGUCUUGGGCAGAGUUGAGAAUUAACAGGGAGCCAUCAAGAGGUAAACUUAAAUGCUCAUUAUAAAGCAUGCAUGAGCACUGCUAUAGCCUAUUGCUUUUUUGCUUCAUAUAAUAUAUAGUGUAAAAGUCUAGUUAACUAUAUUAGUGUUGGUUUACAGUUUGAAUUUCAAUGUUAAUCACAAUACUUUGCUUGUACAGUUGUAUAUUUGUAAACCUCGAUGCUGUAAAUGUAAUGUAUUUUACUCUCUUGAAAAAAAAGAAAAAAAAGAAAAACUUUGCAUUUUAGUGUAUUCACAACCCUACACCUUGCCCUGGCAUAUAGUGUUGUAUAAUGUACAUUUAUUUCUUUGGAUUAAGAUUGAUUUUUUUUGCUUUUAAUUCUGUCUUUAUAUGGGUUUAAAAAAUGUUAGAAACAGUAGUUUUGUUUAUACCUGUAGCUGUUGGAAUAUACUGUCAAUAUGGUCAUUUUGACAAAGUAUACACUUCCAGUACAUUGUGCUUAGAAUUGAAAG
Molecule: messenger RNA, 5295 nt
Organism: Polyodon spathula (Mississippi paddlefish)
Lineage: Eukaryota; Metazoa; Chordata; Actinopteri; Acipenseriformes; Polyodontidae
Product: pumilio homolog 2-like
Exons: 23
Coding region: 230-3925 (1231 amino acids)
Biological process (GO): regulation of mRNA stability; miRNA processing
Cellular component (GO): cytosol; cytoplasm
Molecular function (GO): mRNA 3'-UTR binding
Source: RefSeq, a predicted model, not a curated record